UAAAGUCGUGGUUAAUAUAAUUUUAUGUAAUGUGUAAUAGUACCUAAAAUUGGUUUGUGUGACUGUAAAAAGCAUUAAUGUUUUUCUGUUGUUGUUGACUAAAUACCGUUUUGCGAUGAAAUAGCACUGUGCCAUUCAAAUAAUGGAUUUAUUUAAACAGGGAAUGAAGGGUCCAACAAGACAAGCUCCACCUGUGCCAGGAACUGGUGUGAAUCGCUACUCCCCAGUGACCAAUUGGAAUGAUGAUCCUUUUGAUUCCGAUUUAUUUGAGCCAACACCACAAUUUGCUCAGAAAAAGAAGCCACCUCCACGGCCACCACCACCCAAGGUGAACAGCAGGCAACCAGACAUCCCGGUGAAACCUUCCCACUUUAUGAGAAAGCCAACAGUUCUUACGUCACUACUAUCCAGAAAAAGCAAAACAACAGCCACCAACCAAAGUAGUCAUGUCAUUAAUACUAACCACAAUAAUUUACUAAUGGAUGGAAACUGUGAACUGGAUACUAGCAAAAUGUUUCCAAGAUGUGAACCAAAGAAUGUUCAGACUGGUGCACUGAUAGACCUGUCUUCACCUCCUAGCUCUCCCACCUUCACAACAAGAUCUAGCAGCGAUGGCCUCAGUGUUGAUAGCUUCAGUUCCGAUGCCACCACCUCCACCAAUCACCACAAUGCAUUUAAUAAUGGAAAUGCUUCGCAGGCUGAGAGUGGGUUUGAAGAUGAUUUUGAUCUCUUUCUACAUUCUAGAAAACAAAUGAAUAAAGAGGAUACUCUAGAUGAUUUUAAAGCAGUAGAUCCUUUCUCACCACCGCCAGCUUCCAAUAAGCCUCCGUUAUUAAAGAAGCCCACUUUAAGUAAAGAUCUAUUUGAAGUGUCCUGUACUCCGAGUGUACCUGUACCAACGCUCUCUGUGGGGCCUACUAUAAUAAGGGCAAAGCCGGCCCGACCCAAGCCCCCUGACAACUCUGCCUUGUUGAAGAGUUCCAUUGGAAGUCUGCCUGUCACCUCCAUGAAUCUGAACACCACCACUCCAAUUCAGAAGAUAAACAACGGGUUCGGAGAUAGCUUUGAUUCGACUCCGUUCAGUUGGGAUAGGGAGUCUCCGGAGCGGGAGGACCGCGAGAGCUCCCCGCCGAUGCCGACGAUCCCGCCGCCGCCGCCGCCCCCGGGCGCCGAGGACGAGCUAGCGGCGUGGCCCGACGAAACCGACUUCGCCUCCGAAGACUUACCCUCGGAUGAAGAACCUUACGCCAUCGCUCUGUUUGAUUACUUCACUGAUCACCCUGAGGAUUUAUGCUUCUCGGCCAAUUCAAAAAUAAGUCUAAUAAGACGAGUGGACGACGAAUGGCUGUACGGGAGGGUGCGAAGCGGGGCCUCGGGCCUGUUCCCCGCCAACUACGUGGAGGUGCGCGUGCCGCUGCGACACGCCGGCGCCGGCGCCGCGCAGGCGCAGGCGCGCGCGCUCUACGACCUGCAGCCCGAGCAGCCCGGCGACCUGCGCCUGCGCGCCGGCGACACCGUCAACGUGCUCUCCAAGCUCAACGACCAGUGGUACUUCGGCGAGUGCAAUGGACUCAGAGGACAAUUCCCCAUUAAUUAUGUGCAAAUGAGCUAGCUCGCUCUCGAUGUAUCGUUUCGGUGCUGGUAUUUCUUAAACUAGUAAUGUGAUAAAAUAUACCGUUUUAAGACUGAAGUCUACUGUAUCGCUCGAAUGAUCCGAGUGCUGCUGCUCCGGGGUGGGGAGAGGUAGGCGACAGGAACGUAGUAAAUAAUCUUGUAAAUUGAUAUUAGUGCAAUAUUGCCAUAAAUAUUUUGAUAUCUUCGGUAGGGCUAAAAUAAAAUUUUCCAGUAAAACAAAAAAGGCUGCUUGAUUUAUGUCUAUGAUGAAAAAUCAGGUAGGCUCCUGUGAAGCCAUAAGUGUACAAUUAAUUUGCGUUUUCGCACUAAUGUUGCCAUUAUAACGUAGUUGUUUAGAUUAAGCACUAAUAAGGGCACUGUA
This is a messenger RNA of Cydia amplana, 1996 nucleotides long. RefSeq names its product SH3 domain-containing protein 19. NCBI's taxonomy places the organism in Eukaryota, Metazoa, Arthropoda, Insecta, Lepidoptera, Tortricidae. Bases 143 to 1612 code for a protein of 489 amino acids. Gene Ontology annotation, biological process: plasma membrane tubulation; actin cortical patch localization; endocytosis. The transcript has 4 exons. Gene Ontology annotation, cellular component: actin cortical patch. The record is from RefSeq and is a predicted model, not a curated record. Gene Ontology annotation, molecular function: lipid binding; protein binding.